Oncorhynchus gorbuscha (pink salmon) is the source of this 2032-nucleotide messenger RNA. Its product is annotated as serine/threonine-protein phosphatase 2A 55 kDa regulatory subunit B beta isoform-like. Bases 603 to 1934 code for a protein of 443 amino acids. Gene Ontology annotation, cellular component: cytosol; protein phosphatase type 2A complex. The record is from RefSeq and is a predicted model, not a curated record. Gene Ontology annotation, molecular function: protein binding; protein phosphatase regulator activity. The transcript is spliced from 10 exons. Gene Ontology annotation, biological process: peptidyl-serine dephosphorylation. NCBI's taxonomy places the organism in Eukaryota, Metazoa, Chordata, Actinopteri, Salmoniformes, Salmonidae.
UUUACAUGCGCAUUAGAGUUCCUUCUGUUCGAGGAGAGAGACGAUGAGGACGUUGCUUGGUGAACGAAAGGAAGGAAGAACGCGAAGUGGUACUCAACCGAGGAGGCUGGCAGAGAAACGGUGGAAUGAUUUUAGCCAGUCAGGCUUGACGCAUAAUCCUACCCCCGCCCCAGCCACACUGUUCGUUGGAGAGAGUCUUGCCUGCUUCAACUCAAAUUCUCACCAGAGGAGAUUUACAGAGGACUGCUGUCUGAUUCACACGCCCGCAUACCUGGGAAAGGCAAUGUCCUUGACCCAUUCCACUGCAUAGCAGAGGAGGUGGCACUAUAUGAAGACAUUUUGUCCAUUAGAAAUGACAUAGGCUAUUUUCGUCUUUUUUUGUGUAAAGACACAAUUGGAUAGCUGUCAUUCCACUAUUUAAUGCGCACCGAGACUUGGAAGGAAGUUGCCAAUAUGGCUCUUUGAUCAUUCCGUUAUAGCUACCGGAGAGUUGGAGUCAUGAUGACAGCGCUCCCGCUGGUCUCGCCGCCCGCCUGCUGCUGAUGGUAAUAGGAUAGGAUGUCUUUUAACGGUCUCAGGAUCCAGAACCAACCAAUUUAUCAAUGGAGGAGGUGACUGACAACCCCAAGAUCAACAACAGCUUCCUACGCGACCACAACUAUGCCACAGAAGCUGACGUCAUCUCCACGGUGGAGUUUAACCCUUCGGGGGAGCUGCUGGCCACAGGGGACAAAGGAGGAAGAGUGGUGGUCUUCCAGAGAGAACAGGAGAUUAAAAGCGAGCCCCAGAGGCGAGGGGAGUAUAACGUGUACAGUACGUUCCAGAGUCAUGAUCCAGAGUUUGACUACCUGAAGAGUCUGGAAGUAGAGGAGAAGAUCAACAAGAUCAGAUGGCUGCCACAGCAGAACGCUGCUUACUUCCUCCUCUCCACCAACGAUAAGACAGUGAAGCUCUGGAAGAUUCGUGAGAGAGACAGACGACCGGAGGGAUACAACCUGAAGGAUGAAGACGGACGAAUCAGACACCCAUCCACAAUCACCUCACUACGGGUGCCUGUCCUCCAGAACUCAGAUCUGAUGGUUGAGGCAACAGCGCGGCGUGUGUUCAGUAACGCCCACACCUACCACAUCAACUCCAUCUCCGUGAACUCCGACUUCCAGACCUACAUCUCCACGGAUGACCUCAGGGUCAACCUGUGGAACCUGGAGAUCACUGACCAGAGCUUCAACAUCGUGGACAUUAAGCCGUGUAACAUGGAGGAUCUGACGGAGGUGAUUACUGCAGCGGAGUUUCAUCCUCAGCAGUGUAACACCUUGGCUUACAGCAGCAGUAGAGGGUCAGUACGACUCUGUGACAUGAGGAAACAGGCGCUCUGCGACACACACUGCAAGUUCUUUGAGGAGCCAGAGGACCCCUCCACUCGUUCAUUUUUCUCAGAGAUCAUCUCUUCCAUCUCAGACAUCAAGUUUAGUCAUAGCGGGCGCUUCUUGAUGACACGGGACUACCUGACGGUCAAGGUGUGGGACCUCAACAUGGAGACCAGACCGGUCCAGACAUACCAGGUCCAUGACUACCUGAGGGGUAAGCUGUGUUCUCUGUACGAGAACGACUGCAUCUUCGACAAGUUUGAGUGUGUCUGGAACGGGUCAGACAGUGUCAUAAUGACGGGGUCAUAUAAUAAUUUCUUCCGGAUGUUUGAUCGGAACACCAAGAAAGAUGUGACUCUGGAGGCGUCCAGAGAGAACAGCAAACCCCGGGCCAUCCUCAAACCACGCAAGGUGUGUGUGGGAGGGAAGCGUCGUAAAGACGAGGUGACUGUUGACAGUCUGGACUUCAGUAAGAAAAUCCUCCACUCCACCUGGCACCCACAGGAAAACAUCAUCGCCGUGGCAGCCAGUAACAACCUUUACAUCUUCCAAGACAAGGUCACCUAGGGGUCAGCUUACUUCUGGGAUGGAGGAGAGGUACAGAGACAGAAGAGGAGAGGGAUGGAGGAGAGGUACAGAGACAGAAGAGGAGAGGUACAGAGACA